AUGGUGGCAAAUUUUGGCAUCAUCACCAGUGGACCAACUUGUUGUGAAAACACAUUGUGCAAUACCCUCACAACAACAACUAUUGCUCAAACAACAACAAGCACUUCUGCUGACACUCCAACUCCAACAACCCCAUCCACAACCACUACUCCAAAAACAACUAUGGCUUCCCCAACAACUGCGUCACCAACAGUUAAGACUACAACUGCUGCCCCAACAACUACAACUUCUGUCCCUACAACCACAACUACUGCACCUACGACUACAACUGCUGCCCCGACAACCACAACUGCUGCACCUACGACUACAACUGCUGCCCCGAUAACCACAACUGCUGCACCAACAACCACAACUGCAGCCUCAACAACCACAAUUGCUGCCCCAACAACCACAACUGCUGCACCUACAACUACAACUUCAGUCCCAACAACAACAACUGCAGACUCAACAACCACAACUGCUGCAUCUACAACUGCUGCAUCUACAACUACAACUUCAGGCCCAACAACAACAACUGCUGCACCUACAACUACAACUUCUGUCCCAACAACAACAACUGCAGCCUCAACAACCACAACUGCUUCACCUACAACUACAACUUCAGGCCCAACAACAACAACUGCAGCCUCAACAACCACAACUGCUGCAUCUACAACUACGACUUCAGGCCCAAAAACAACAACUGCAGCAUCAACAACCACAA
Molecule: messenger RNA, 703 nt
Organism: Lates calcarifer (barramundi perch)
Lineage: Eukaryota; Metazoa; Chordata; Actinopteri; Centropomidae
Product: integumentary mucin C.1-like
Exons: 2
Source: RefSeq, a predicted model, not a curated record